AGCCUGCCGUUGGACGAGUUCAGUUCAGUUCAGAUCAGAUCAGAUCAGAUGAGCCGUUGGUUCUCCGCGGAGGAAAAGUAAACUAAAUCCGGUCGUGGGGGCAGUUUUAACCCGCGACAUCCCAGCUCACCGUCCGAACCGGGGACGCCUUUUGUUUUUUGUUUUUUUGUUGUUGUUUUUUUUAUUUAACCCGUAACAACUGCUGCAACUACAGCAGAAAGAGCCGGGGCGGAGGGAGGGAGGGAGAGCCGCUGGUAACGUAACAUCCGUGACGUCGGUGCGCCCGGGCUGCUGCUCCGCUGGGUUUACCGCCACGCCGUUCGUCAGGAGGGUCCUCCUCGGUGUUUACUGAGCGAUCGAUCGAUCCGAUCGUAGCCUAAUCGCGGGAUCGAUACGUGUGUGAUGAUGGAGAGGAAGAGGACGGACUGUCCCGCUCUGCCGCCCGGCUGGAAGAAAGAAGAAGUGAUCAGGAAGUCCGGACUGAGCGCUGGGAAGAGCGAUGUCUACUACUACAGUCCUUCAGGGAAGAAGUUCAGGAGUAAGCCUCAGUUGUCCCGUUACCUCGGUAACACAGUGGAUCUGGGAUGUUUCGACUUCCGGACAGGGAAGAUGAUGCCUGGGAAACUGCAGAAGAACAAACAGAGGCUUCGGCACGACCCGCUCAGCAUGUCCAAGGGAGGAAAACCAGACCUGAACACAGCUCUGCCAAUUAGACAAACGGCGUCCAUCUUCAAACAGCCCGUUACCAAGGUUACGAGUCAUCCCGGCAACAAGGUGAAGAUAGACCUGCAGAGAGCAACCGAGCAGCCCAGACAGCUGUUUUGGGAGAAGAGGUUGAAAGGUCUCCGGUCAUCAGACAUCACAGAGGAAGUCCUGAGGACCAUGGACCUGCCCAAAGGACUGCAGAGUGUUGGGCCAGACUCCAGCGAUGACACUCUCCUGUCGGCCAUCGCCAGCGCCCUGCACAUGAGCUCUUCUCCGAUCACGGGACAGACGUCUGUGGCUGCUGAGAAGAACCCGGCCAUCUGGCUGAACACGUCCCAGCCUCUCUGCAAGGCCUUCACCGUCACUGACGAACACAUCCGGGAGCAGGAGCUGAAAGUGCACCAGGCUAGGAGGAGUCUGGAGGAUGCGCUGAUGGCCGAUGGUUUGGCGCGGGCCGCCGAAAACACCCGAGAGCUGUCGCAGGGGAAGACGGCCUGAAGACAGACAGAGUUCCUCUGUUCACCAGCCUCAGGUUUACAUCAUCUUCAUCUUAAUCCAGACAACAAACCAAAAACCAGACCACCCACAGACUUAAAUAUCACCCGCACUGAUCCGUUGUCUUAGUGGGCUGAUUGUUUCAACCCUCCCAUUAAGGAAACCUUUUUCAGGAUGACAUCACACUGGACAUCUGUCAGCUUCUGGAAACUAAAGUGAUUUUCUAGAACAGCAACAACAACCACAGCAAUGACGGCAGCAACGAUUUUAAAACCACCAGCAACAAAUAACUGCAGCUGCAACAGAAACUGUAACAAAGGAACAAGAGGAGCAACAGGAGCAAUAAGUGGAGAAUCCACCAGCUCAAAGCAACAACCGAAGCCUUUAAUCUUCUCUGUGACUUAUACUCUGUGCAAACUUUACAACAAGCGCUUGACUCAGUUUUCAAAUACAGAUAUAAAUUCUUCUUCUUUUUAUAUAAUGCUGAUAAAAAAUAAUUUAAAAAAUACAUAAGCAAUGGCCUCAUUAAACCCAAAGUCAGGUUGCAAACUGCUGGACGGCUUUUGCUAACUCUAACUACUACAUUUCAAUGUACUCUUUGAUGAGUUUGGUUGUGGUGUCAUAUUGUCGUCGGUUUUAAAGAAGUCUUCAGGGGUUUUACUGAAAUAAUGAGAAUUUACAUGAAUAUGAAAUAGAACAACUGUUUAUUUAAGACAAAUUUUAUACCUAAAGAGAACAUACGUGUACAUUUCUUGGACUGGAGUAAAUAAAUGAUUAUAUUCA
Molecule: messenger RNA, 1983 nt
Organism: Toxotes jaculatrix (banded archerfish)
Lineage: Eukaryota; Metazoa; Chordata; Actinopteri; Toxotidae
Gene: mbd2
Product: methyl-CpG binding domain protein 2
Exons: 7
Coding region: 403-1203 (266 amino acids)
Molecular function (GO): DNA binding
Source: RefSeq, a predicted model, not a curated record